Candidozyma duobushaemuli is the source of this 816-nucleotide messenger RNA. Its product is annotated as putative ADP-ribose 1''-phosphate phosphatase. The coding region runs from base 1 to 816 and encodes 271 amino acids. The record is from RefSeq and is a predicted model, not a curated record. The transcript has a single exon. NCBI's taxonomy places the organism in Eukaryota, Fungi, Ascomycota, Pichiomycetes, Serinales, Metschnikowiaceae.
AUGAAAUUCUACUUUGUCAAUACCACUCCAGUCCUAGUGAAAUGCCUCGAGGAUGCCAUAGCAGAGGUGGCUCCGUACCUUCCGAACCAGAUCAAAAUGUCAGUGAUAAACCGCCCACUUCGUGACUUUGUGAUCUCUAAAGAUCCCGAGAACACAGCCAUUGUAACGCCAGCAAACUCCUUCUCGUUCAUGGGAGGUGGAUUCGACAAGGCAGUGCUUUCAUUGAUCUCCGAAGACCACAAAAAGGAACGUGACGUUGAAACAGCCAUUCAAAACUAUUCUUUACUGCAAAACCACGGCUUCCUUAUUCCCGGGUCAGCCCACCUGGUCAGACUAUCUGAAAUCCCCUACACCUCAGGCUCAUUGGCUGUUAACAAAGGCGUUCUGACGCUAAUCCAGGUUCCUACUAUGGAAGUUCCAGGCCCAAUACUACACGAAAAGGCUUUCUACAGCACAUGGGCGGCACUCACAUCUCUUACUUCACUUUCAGACAUAGAGGCUGCCGUUUUUCCAGCUUUUGGAGCAGGUUUCGGCGGAGUUCCUCCAGGAACAUGUGCUAGGCUUAUGGUGGGUGCUUUGGCCCUCUGGUACAUGCCAGCACCGUCUCCAUUGGCCCGUUCAGCUGGUGUUCUCUUGUACCUACGCAAGGACUAUAGAAAACUAGGGAAAUCCAGCGAUUUGGCUGCCAUUGAGCAAUUCUACACGGAGCACGGGAAAAGCUCAUUUACCCAAACUGGAAAAGAAGCACAGCAUUGGCCACUUCCAUGGCACCGUAUGGUCAAGGGUCUCAAUUGGGUGCAAAAUCAGUCACCCUAA